This is a messenger RNA of Durusdinium trenchii, 363 nucleotides long. The record is from the annotation of a GenBank genome assembly. Lineage: Eukaryota; Dinophyceae; Suessiales; Symbiodiniaceae.
AUGGAGGUGUGCAUGAGUGCCGAAUACGGCAUGCUGGAUGCUUGCGUUCGCAGCCAUGAAGUUUCGAAUGACGAAAUGACAAGAUGCGCAUGCGCUGUUUGCCAAAUUCCAAUCGCCAUGAAGUUUGCCGCCUUCCUCUUUGCAACGAUCUCCGCGGCUGCGCGCCUGCAGCAAACCUCAGAGGAGUCACACGAUUCUUUGGACCAGGUGGUCCGCCCCCCGCGGCUGGAGGAGAAGCGGUCGUGCGCCGGAGGCGUCCUGGUCGCUGGGCGACGACGUGAAUGGAUCGACCAUUCAAGAAGAGUUGGUGAAGUUUUUGGACAAGGACCAGCAAAAAGCAGGCCACAAGAAGGAGGCCCCUGA